CUGGCGGCACACGCUCCCCGGAGGAACUUGACGAGAGCCCAUCUGCGUGUGUGUGAGACUGUGAGCUCAGGAUUUCUGUCAAUGCAUUCCAGUAACCCCAAAGUGAGGAACUCCCCGUCAGGCAACACACAGAGUAGCCCCAAAUCAAAGCAGGAGGUGAUGGUCCGUCCCCCUACAGUGAUGUCCCCGUCUGGCAACCCUCAGCUGGAUUCCAAAUUUUCCAACCAAGGCAAACAAGGGGGCUCCACCAGCCAAUCCCAGCCCUCUCCCUGUGACCCCAAAAGUGGAGGUCACACCCCCAAAGUGCUCCCGGGCCCGGGUGGGAGUAUGGGGCUGAAGAAUGGGGCUGGAAAUGGUGCCAAGGGGAAGGGGAAGAGAGAGAGGAGCAUUUCAGCAGACUCCUUUGAACAGAGGGAAGCUGGGACUCCCAAUGAUGACCCAGAAAUCAAAGACUGCAAUUCUGCUGAUCAUGUGAAGUCCCAGGAGUCUCAGCACACACCACACUCCAUGACUCCUUCAAAUGCUUCAGCCCCAAGGUCUUCCACACCUUCCCAUGGUCUAACUGCCACUUUGGAGCCAGCAAGUGGGCAGAAGACUCCAUCCAAAGUGGUUUACGUCUUUUCUACUGAGAUGGCCAACAAGGCUGCAGAAGCUGUGCUGAAGGGACAGGUGGAAACCAUCGUGUCCUUUCAUAUCCAGAACAUCUCAAACAGCAAGGCGGAACGAAACACUGUACCCUUGAAUCCUCAGAUCACUGCACUUCGGACUGAACCCAAGGCCCUGCCACAGCCCCAGCCCCCCGCUGCCCAGGACCAGAACCCUCCCCAGAACGCCAAAAUGCAGCCGACCCCGCCCGUGUCAGCGCCAGUAUCCAAACCCACCGGCCCCCCAUGUCCCAUAGAUCAGGACAGUCCCAGUGUGGAAAGCAAAGUGAUGUCUGUGGGCAGCCCUGCCAACUCUACCCCAUUGCAGACAGAAGGAUUUGGGCAGAGUUCAACCCCCAAUAAUCGAGCGGUUAGCCCAGUUUCCCAAGGUAGCAAUAGCUCUGCUGCAGACCCCAAAGGCCCUCCCCAGCAGGGGUCUGGUGGGGACCCAUCCAGCUUGGGUGAGAACCCCGAUGGACUGUCCCAGGAGCAGCUGGAGCACCGAGAGCGCUCGUUGCAGACCCUGCGGGACAUCCAGCGCAUGCUCUUCCCUGAUGAGAAGGAGUUUGCAGGAGGGCAGAGUGGGGGGCCACCCCCAAAUGCUGGGGUGCUGGAUGGUCCCCAAAAGAAACCCGAAGGGCCGAUACAGGCUAUGAUGGCUCAAUCCCAAAGUUUAGGCAAAGGGUCGGGGUCUCGGACAGAUGGAGGGGCUCCGUUUGGCCCUCAAGGACACAGGGACAUGCCUUUUUCCCCAGAUGAAAUGGGGCCACCACCAAUGAACUCCCAGUCAGGAGCCAUAGGCCCAGACCACCUGGACCACAUGACUCCUGAGCAGGUGGCCUGGCUCAAGCUGCAGCAGGAGUUUUACGAGGAGAAGAGAAGGAAGCAAGAGCAGGUGGUUGUGCAGCAGUGUUCCCUGCAGGACAUGAUGGUCCACCAGCACGGGCCUCGUGGCAUGGUCCGAGGUCCUCCCCCUCCCUACCAGAUGACCCCUGGUGAGGGCUGGGGACCUGGGGGUCCGGAGCCCUUCCCUGAAGGCAUGAACAUGUCCCACUCUCUGCCCCCCAGGGGCAUGGCCCCUCAUCCCAACGUGCCCGGGAGCCAGAUGCGCCUGCCUGGUUUUGCAGGAAUGAUGAACCCUGACAUGGAAGGCCCCAAUGUCCCGAAUCCUGCCUCACGGCCCGGGCUUUCGGGAGUUAGUUGGCCAGAUGAUGUGCCAAAAAUCCCAGAUGGGCGAAACUUCCCUCCUGGUCAGGGUGUCUUCAGUGGCCCUGGCCGAGGGGAGCGAUUCCCCAAUCCGCAGGGUCUGCCUGAAGAGCUCUAUCAGCAGCAGCUGGCUGAGAAACAGAUGGGCCUCCCUCCUGGUCUGAACAUGGAAGGCAUCAGGCCCGGCAUGGAGAUCAACAGAAUGAUGCCCUCCCAGAGACACAUGGAGCCUGGGAACAACCCCAUCUUCCCUCGCAUGCCGGUAGAAGGACCGAUGAGCCCAUCUAGGGGGGACUUCCCAAAAGGAAUGCCCCCACAAAUGGCUUCUAGCAGGGAGCUGGAGUUUGGGAUGGGCCCUGGCAGCAUGAAGGGGGACAUGGGCAUGAAUGUCAGCAUGGGCUCCAACCCACCCCUGGUCCCUCAGAAGCUGAGGGAGGCAGGAGUCGGGCCGGAAGAGAUGAUGAAGCUGCGCCCCGGCGUGUCGGAGAUGCUCUCCUCUCAGCAGAAGAUGGUGCCGCUGCCAUUUGGGGAGCACCCGCAGCAGGAGUAUGGCAUGGGUCCCAGGCCUUUCCUUCCCAUGUCUCAGGGCCCGGGAGUCGGUCUGCGGAAUCUCAGAGAACAGAUGGGGCCUGACCAAAGGACUAACAACCGGCUCAGCCACAUGCCGCCACUACCUCUCAAUCCCACCAGUAACCCGAAUAGCCUCAACACUGCUCCCCCUGCACAGCGCAGCCUCGGCCGCAAGCCCUUGGAUAUCUCUGCGGCUGGCCAGGUGCAUUCGCCAGGCAUCAACCCCCUCAAGUCCCCCACCAUGCGCCAGGUCCAGUCUCCCAUGAUGGGGUCUCCCUCGGGGAACCUCAAGUCCCCUCAGACGCCCUCCCAGCUGGCAGGAAUGCUCACGGGCCCCACUGCCGCAGCUGCUGCUGCCUCCAUUAAAUCCCCCCCUGUCUUGGGGUCUGCUGCUGCUUCUCCUGUCCACCUCAAGUCUCCGUCUCUCCCCGCACCUUCUCCUGGAUGGACUUCAUCUCCAAAGCCUCCUUUGCAGAGCCCUGGCAUUCCCCCGAACCACAAGGCGUCUCUAACCAUGUCAUCUCCAGCCAUGCUGGGGAACGUGGAGUCGGGUGGUCCACCUCCUUCCACAGUCAGCCAGUCUGCUCCUGCGACUCUCCCUGGAAAUCUUCCCUCUAGCAGUCCUUACACAAUGCCUCCAGAGCCAACCCUGUCCCAGAAUCCCCUCUCCAUUAUGAUGUCCAGGAUGUCCAAAUUUGCCAUGCCCAGCUCUACACCGCUCUAUCAUGAUGCCAUCAAAACUGUGGCCAGCUCGGAUGACGACUCCCCUCCAGCGCGCUCCCCAAACUUGCCACCUAUGAACAGCGUACCAGGAAUGGGCAUUAAUUCUCAGAAUCCUCGAAUUUCAGGUCCAAACCCAGUGGGUCCAAUGCCAACCCUUAGCCCAAUGGGAAUGACCCAGCCUCUUUCCCAUAACAACCAGAUGCCCUCUCCAAAUGCGAUGGGACCCAAUAUACCUCCUCACGGGGUCCCCGUGGGACCCGGCCUGAUGUCACACAACCCAAUGAUGGGGCAUGGUUCCCAGGAGUCUCCAAUGGUACCUCAAGGACGCCUGGGCUUCCCGCAGGGGUUCCCUCCCGUACAGUCCCCUCCACAGCAGGUGCCAUUUCCACACAAUGGGCCCAGCGGUGGACAGGGCAACUUCCCAGCAGGAAUGGGCUUCCACGGAGAAGGACCUCUGGGGCGUCCUACCAACCUGCCCCAAAGUUCGACAGAUCCAGCACUUUGCAAGACUGGAGGCCCUGGCGGUCCAGACUCCUUCACUGUUCUCGGAAACAACAUGCCUUCGGUUUUCACCGAUCCAGAGCUGCAGGAGGUGAUCCGUCCCGGAGCCACGGGAAUACCCGAGUUUGACCUGUCCAGGAUUAUCCCGUCGGAGAAGCCCAGCCAGACACUACAGUAUUUCCCUCGUGGGGAGGUGCCGGGCCGCAAGCAGCCGCAGGGUCCCGGGCCCGGCUUCUCCCACAUGCAGGGGAUGAUAGGAGAGCAGACCCCGAGGAUGGGACUAACAUUGCCCGGCAUGGGGGGCCCCGGGCCGGUGGGAACUCCAGAUAUCCCCCUGGGCACGGCUCCGUCCAUGCCCGGUCACAACCCGAUGAGGCCGCCGGCCUUCCUGCAGCAGGGCAUGAUGGGGCCGCACCACCGCAUGAUGUCACCAGCACAGCCCGCCAUGCCCGGCCAGCCCGCGCUCAUGAGCAACCCCGUGGCCGCCGUGGGCAUGAUCCCGGGCAAGGACCGCGCCCCCGCCGGCCUCUACAGCCACCCGGGCCCCGUGGGCUCGCCCGGCAUGAUGAUGUCGAUGCAGGGCAUGAUGGGACCCCAACAAAACAUCAUGAUUCCCCCCCAGAUGAGGCCCCGAGGUAUGGCUGCUGAUGUUGGCAUGGGAGGAUUUAGCCAAGGCCCUGGAAACCCAGGGAACAUGAUGUUUUAAGCUGCUACCAUAAGACUGGAUGUUCUGAUCCUUGUCAAGAUGAGAUUCCAAGUCCUGAGGGCUUUUUUGGGAGCUUCAGGAGUACAGUUUGGCCAUGCAAUAGGUGAAAAGAGACCAGAGGAUGCUUUGGGAAAUCUCGAAUGUAUGGAAUUACCUGAAAAAAAAAAUAUUCAUUUUAACAGGUUGUUUUUUUUUUAAGAUUUAUUUUUUAAAAAUUAUUUUUGUGGACUUGGGUAUCCCGUGACGGCACCUGCUUUGAGAAUCUGUAGCUGUAUUUUGAGAAUUGCCAUUUGUCACAAGUUGCACCAUUCUCUGUAUGUUUACGUCCUUCGGACUGGUUUCUCCCAGGACUCUCGGUUAUUUUUGGGGUUUUUUGUGUACUGUACUAUAUUGUAAAAGGGAUUUUAGCAGAGACUUUAGUCUUUGGGGUGAGAGGAGAAUGGGAUUCUAGGCUGUUUACUUUAGGUGGAGAAUCCAUCUUCAGAACUUCGGACUAUUUUCCUUCAACUCCAAUGUAUAGAAAAACCAAACUACGACCUCAGAGCAGAGUAUUAAUGAAAAGCACAAAAAGGAACUUAAGUUCAGUGAGGGGAAUCUUUUAAAAGAAAUAAAUAAUAAGUUAAGGACAUAUUUUUCAAAUUAUGGCGUGCUGUCCAGCACCUUCUGUCUCUCCCUCCCACUCUUUAUUAAAUAGGCUUCUCUCUCUCUCCGUCCCCUUCUGUCUCCUCCUAUGGCAGCUGCAAUACGUUGUGUUAUUUUGGGGAGUAAAUCUAGGAGAGCCUCUCCUCACGUGGGGACUCUUCCCACUUUUAGGAAGGGGCUGGACUUGGACACUGUUACAUCCUACAGUAGUCUCUCUCACUGUUUCCUAUUCUCCUUUUCUUAGAAACCCCAAGUGAUUUUAUUAAUGUGGGAGUGGAACAGACACUAAAAGUUAUCCAGGAUUUUUUUUUGUGGUUAUUUUUUUUUCCUCCCCAGCGUAAAACGUUCUGUGUAACCUCCAUUAAAUUUGGUACAAAACCACUCGCCAGGGCUGUGGUGUCAGAAAAAUAAAAUAUAUUGUUUCUUACAAAAA
This is a messenger RNA of Zonotrichia leucophrys gambelii, 5425 nucleotides long. RefSeq names its product BCL9 transcription coactivator (gene BCL9). The transcript is spliced from 7 exons. Gene Ontology annotation, biological process: positive regulation of transcription by RNA polymerase II; canonical Wnt signaling pathway. NCBI's taxonomy places the organism in Eukaryota, Metazoa, Chordata, Aves, Passeriformes, Passerellidae. Gene Ontology annotation, molecular function: transcription coactivator activity; beta-catenin binding. The record is from RefSeq and is a predicted model, not a curated record. Gene Ontology annotation, cellular component: beta-catenin-TCF complex. The coding region runs from base 82 to 4350 and encodes 1422 amino acids.